Lingula anatina is the source of this 578-nucleotide messenger RNA. RefSeq names its product E3 ubiquitin-protein ligase PDZRN3. Gene Ontology annotation, molecular function: protein binding. The record is from RefSeq and is a predicted model, not a curated record. Lineage: Eukaryota; Metazoa; Brachiopoda; Lingulata; Lingulida; Lingulidae.
ACUGCAGUGAAACAAUAAGUGUUUAAGCAGGGAAUGACGGAUGUAUCAUGGGGGAAGUCAUGUACCAGUGGCUGGAUCCUUUUAAUGUUUUAGAACAACAGCGCACGCCAGAGUUUUGGUGUUAUGACAGCCUCAAGGUAAAUGGACAGGACUUGUCCAAGGCAUCGCACGAAGAAGCUGUGGAGGCAUUUCAUGGUGCCCAGGAGCCGAUCAUAGUGGAGGUUCUAAGGAGAGUGAACAAAAACAGUAACAACAUCAGUAACAGUAGCAGUAACAGCAGCCAGAUGAGGAAUAGGUCGCCCACGCUCGUGUCUGUUGGCACGCAGACAGAUGUUGAUGGGUCUGAUACCAGCAGUUACUAUGGUUCAUGUAGGCCGCCUACACCACCACCAAAUCUCUUGGACUUUCAGCGAUAUGGGUUGUACCAGCCCUCUUCUCGCCAACCAGUGGCCUUCUCUCCCAGCGCCGACCUUGGCCUCACGGACAUUGAGAUGGCCCACGGGAUGGACUUCUUUGAUCAGUACGAUGACGAUCCUGGUUACGAACUAGAAUAUGAGGUGAGGAAAAGUAAAGGAUAG